UAGGCUCUAAAAUCUACACUGGAAGGAUCUCAAAAGUUUAAUUUCAUUCUGCUUACCCGAAUUCCCUUUCCUGGAGCUGAUAUCUGAUACGUAUGCUUCGUAUUUGAUGGGAAUGUAGCAGGAUACUGAUAGGAUUUUAGCACGUAUGGAUCAUCCGUGUUUAAUGUAAUCUGCUCCGCAAAAUCGGUGGGGAUACCGGCGGCUGUGAAACCCAACGGGAGCUGAAAAAACGCAAUGAAUACCACAAGAACAUGCUCGAUCGACAAUUUCGCACCAAAACCUAUCAUUUUUGUUUAUGUGCUAUGUAGUCGAUGCUCGUGCAGGGAGUGCGUGCAGUCGUGGAUCUUCCAGACCGCGGGAUCUGUCGACGAUUGCUGACGUGUCAUUCGAUUUCAAUGACUGCGAGGAGGGCCAGGAGGAGGGCGACGGCCGCUGUCCCACGGAUGACGAGCUGCGCUAUAAACAUGUGGAGGAACUGGAGAAGAAGUUCGAGAAGGGCUGGGAGAUGUGGGUCAGCCAGAUGGGCGGGGAUGCGCAGGAUACCUGCACGUAUAACUUUGACGCGGAGGAGCUCGCCGUGCGACUGGGCACACAUAUCGAUAAAGCCAGUAAACUGCAUGCCAAAAUAAUGCUGCAGAAAAUCUACCAUUUUUGGCACUGUAAAGUCCACACGGAUAUGAUCCUGCUGGCGGAGAACGCCCGCGAAGAAGUCCACUUCCACAUGCUAGCCGCGCACACCGAGUUCUUCGAGAAAGUCGUCCUGGUGAGCCGAUGGGAGAAGUUGUGGCGUGAAGGGAAACUCGUCCUGGAUCUCAGCGGGAUGGUGACGCCGCGCGCUCUCCGCACCAUCAUCACCUUCGCCUACACGGGCGCCGUCAAGCUUACAUUAGAUAACGCCACGGAUAUCGCCAUGGGCGCCAAGAAUCUCGGUUUCCGCCGGCUGCAGCAGCACUGCAUGGAGUUUCUGGAUUAUGUGUUCGCGGAUUUUCAUUUGUUUAUUAUUCUGCGAAAUGUCCCGGUGGAUCACAAGUUUUUCGAUGUGGCGUGGACGAAGAUUCUGAAACGGUUUCGAUUUAUUUCGCAUGAUACGAAUUUUUUGACGAUGGAUCCGAUGCAUUUGGAGUUGCUGAUUGCGUCCGAUAAACUGAAUAUUGAGUCCGAGUACGAAGCUUUCAAACCGGUUUUGAACUGGAUUAAUCACGAUCGGGGCAACCGCGAGAAGUAUUUCUUCAAACUGAUGGGACAAGUGCGGUUUGCGUACAUGGAGCUGGAUGAGCUGAUCAGCUGUAUGCAGGAGGACGAUCUGUUCCGCCGACAUCCCGACGCACAGAAAAUGCUGGAAGACGCCGACAUGUACGCGACCAUGGAAUCCAUGGGCGAUCAAUGGUGCAAUUAUCCGCCGUGGCCGCCGCGUAACGAGAUCAUCAAGCGGAAAGUGUACACGCGCGGAGAAAAACUGAAGGAGCUGCGUCCCAAAUCGAAGAACGAUAUCUGUAAUGCCGGCUUGCCGUGCGCCCUGCAGACGAACUACGGCGCCAAGUUCGACAAGACCUGUCCGAACACGGAAUGCCGCACCUGUGAAGUGUACUGUACCGAUCGCGGGUUCGGCCGGCUGCUGCCGCUAUCCUGCACGCCGACCGGCGACGCGGCACGGGAGCGUGCCAAAUCACCGGCACAGAAACGCCAGGAAAAGUGCUGUCAACAAGCUAAACCGAAAAAAGUUCUGAUGGAUGGCAAUGAAGCGUGCACCAACCGCACCGCCAUGCUGGAUCAGAUGCGGACGCUGAAAGCGCAGGAUAAAAUUGCGGUGCUGUGCGCCAAGUAUCAGGAAGAGAACAACUACUCGCCGCGUUCCCUCUCCCCGGGGAAGAAAGGGCCCAGUGCCAGCGCAUCGGCGGCGAUUAGCGAAAUCAGUUUGCCGUCGUGCAUGGUGACACCACGAAAACGAUUGUAAAUGCCAUUUUGUUGCAAUAAAGUCUCCAUUUUUAUCAACAUUUUUCCCUCUUUAAUAUUUAUUUUCUUUAACAAAGACUGUCUAUUUUUUGCGCCCUUCUCUUUGUUUGUUUGAUAUACGGUUAAGUUCGUUUCGGUCUACAAUUGUUUUAGUUUUAGCUUGCUAUUUUCGCCUGGUUUAGAGUUUUUAACUUUUUUUUACAUAUUAUGACUGCUGCUUGCACUGGAAUUGUGUAAUGCUUAUUCCCAGCGGGAAGGGCUGUUGGUUUUACGGAACUAUUUUUAUUUUAUUAUUAACAGUUGAAUCAAUAAACAGCGAUGAA
Messenger RNA from Paramacrobiotus metropolitanus, 2276 nucleotides. RefSeq names its product kelch repeat and BTB domain-containing protein 3-like. Lineage: Eukaryota; Metazoa; Tardigrada; Eutardigrada; Parachela; Macrobiotidae. The record is from RefSeq and is a predicted model, not a curated record. Gene Ontology annotation, molecular function: protein binding. Bases 296 to 1954 code for a protein of 552 amino acids. The transcript is spliced from 8 exons.